AUGGGGGGCGUCGUGGCUCUGGACAACCAUGUACCGUGCCUUGACCGCAUCCUCCAAAGAUACUUCUACCUCUUUUCCAUCUUUUCCGGUGUUGAAAUCUUCCUGCACGCGCUCUGGCUAGCACUGAUAUGUCCUCCGUGUGGCAACAGCCCGGUGGUGUGGUCUAUCUUUGAUACGCCUCUGGAAGAGCUGACCACACCAAGGUCAAAAUCGCCUGGUGACGCGUGCGAGAAGUCUCCGAACGCGUGCGGGUCCAUGCAGGUGGAAGAUGGCGCCACGCCUUGCAGCAAUCUGUCGCAGUGCAGCCAGGAGAUGAUGAGCACGUCAAAAUGCCCAUCAGAUGGCGCUUGGACCUUUGAUGACGAGUGCGAGAAGUCUCCCAACUCGCGGCUCGAAGUGCGAAGUCGGCUCAGUGGCCAGAGCGGCGUCAGCACUGCGGACACGGCCGGUGCGGAAGUGCCAUCGCCGCGUUCCGAGGAUGACGCCACGCCUUGCAGCAAUCUUUCGCAGUGCAGCCACGAGAUGCUGAGCACGCACACCUUCGCUCCCCCCAGCUUGGCGCCUGGUGCCAAUGCGCGCCAGUGCUCGCAGGUGGAGUGGCAGCUGUGGUGGCUAUCGCUUGCGUAUGAGGGCGCGUGCCAGAAGCACCUGGAGCAGCAGCAAUGGCUGCAGCAAGUCGAGGCCCAAAACAACGAGUUGACGCUGCUGGUUGCAGCCAUCCGUGCUGAGAAGCGCGUGCUGGAGCAGCAGCUUUGCCGGCGUGAUGACGAGUUGUUCGAGGCCAAGGAGUGCUUGAUGACUGAGUUCAUACAGUAUGAGGGCGCGUGCCAGAAGCACCUGGAGCAUCAGCAGUGGCUGCAGCAAGUCGAGGCCGAAAACAACGAGCUGACGCUGCUGGUCGAAGCCCUCCGUGCUGAGAAGCACGUGCUGGAGCAGCGGCUUUGCCGGCGUGAUGACGAGUUGUUCGAGGCCAAGGAGUGCUUGAUGACUGAGUUCAUACAGUCAGAGGAGAAGGUGGCCGACCUUGGUGACCUGUGUGUGACAGCAGCUGGCAGCCCUGCCCGCGAAAUGCCGCUGUGGCAGCGAUUCCAGUCAUCCUGGCACAGUCAAGAGGGAAGCGGUGCGUCUUCGCCUUCUCAGAGCACUUGCGACAGCGACGUCUCUUGGAAGGAGGAGCUUCCAGAGUCUGCCCCUCACAACGAACCUGCUCGCGAAGAAGAUCUGCCUGGAGCGCUCCGGGCGGACAUGGGCGAAGUUCGCGAGGGAGCGUCGAGUCCGGUUGAGAUGUCUGUGAAAGCCUGUAUUCCAACUUUCGAAUUGCCCAGUCUGUUGCAGUACCUUACCGUGGAAAACAUACUGCAGUGGCGCUUAACAUCCCGGCAGACCGCGAGCCCUAGGGUCUUGACUCAUCACCUGGAGGAAAUGGGCAGGUUGGAUAGGUCCGAGUCGAUUCUCGAAUUUUCUCACUUGGUGAAUCUUGCGCUCCGACACCCUGAUGCAUUCGAUGCCCUUGGCCGUGAAGCUGAUGCCGAGACGGUGAAGUACUUUGAGUGCCGGGUGUGGUGCAUGCGGCUUGCGAGCGCAAGAUGGACCCACUUCGCAGACAGUGAUGCCCGCCGCAUCGUCCUAGCAAACCUUCGACACUUGCUUGGGCGCUGCUCGGAUGUGAGUGCAUCCGUGAGGAAAGCCGCUCACCAUAUUGUCAGAAACUAUGGGCUGGGUGGACUGCAUUGGGUGCGGCAAGUGAUUGCGGAAGCCAUGCUCGGUCGAAUGGAGAACCUCCUGGAGGAGUCCACCGAAAUCAGCGAAGAGGCCUCGACGCAGGUGAUGCAGUGCUCUGCCCAUCUUGAACUUAUUCUGCGUGCGCUGGAGAAGCCUCAGCGUCAGAAGUGGGUGUCCAUGCUGGUCAGAGUCCUAGUUGGUCAGAAAUCAUGUCCAAAGACCUUGAUCAAUGACCUGAAGCUCCUGUGGCGAGCUGAUGACGAUCCUGGACGAAGUUAUGCAGAAGCGGAGCGGCAGCUUGUGGCUCUUGCAAGGGACGCCGGCAGAGGAGACAUGCUGAACGAUCUUUGGGACAUCCUGGACUGUUGA
Molecule: messenger RNA, 2091 nt
Organism: Symbiodinium natans
Lineage: Eukaryota; Dinophyceae; Suessiales; Symbiodiniaceae
Source: the annotation of a GenBank genome assembly